Messenger RNA from Xiphias gladius (swordfish), 3517 nucleotides. Its product is annotated as Krueppel-like factor 15. The record is from RefSeq and is a predicted model, not a curated record. Gene Ontology annotation, molecular function: DNA-binding transcription factor activity, RNA polymerase II-specific; RNA polymerase II cis-regulatory region sequence-specific DNA binding. Gene Ontology annotation, biological process: regulation of transcription by RNA polymerase II. Lineage: Eukaryota; Metazoa; Chordata; Actinopteri; Istiophoriformes; Xiphiidae. The transcript is spliced from 4 exons. Bases 408 to 1691 code for a protein of 427 amino acids.
CGGGUGCGCGGAACGGCACCCGUGCCUCCGAGUUGUACAGCGAUGCGGUCACGUGACGCUGGGAAAAGGAAUGCCAACAUGGACCCGUGGCAAGGACGGGAUGUGACUGUGCUCCGACAAUAACACGACGGAGGAAAAAGGAAACACGAAAAUACACAAACCCCAUCGACGGCACUGCUUUCCCCCACCGAGCCUCCUCCGGACCACACACGCCGAACUUGAGACUCGUGGAUUCCUAUGCAGGCGCACUAGUGUUCGGACGGAUUGCCAUGUUGUCGACCGCUCCUCCUUUUCAAACGCAGGGAAGCGCAUUAUCCCUGCGGGCGGUUGUUUUCUCCGGGUUUUUGUGAUUCCUCUUCUGGGUAGAGUUUCCUCAACAUCCUCUCUUCUGCGUUUGGCCUGGAUCAAUGGUGUCUCUCAGCAGCAGAACGCUGAGUUUGGAUAAUGAUCUAUUCAGGGACAGCAGCAGCAGCAGCAGCCUGUUCUCCCUCGGCCUGGCAGACAGAGCCUGCAGUGAGGGGGGCAGUUUAGCUUCCUGCGACAGCCCUGAAGCGGGGGACUUGGGGGCUAUGAACAGUUCCAGCCCUGGAGAGGAGGAUGAUGAGGAGGAGGAGGAGGAAGAUGAAGAUGAUGGGGCGCAUCUGCAUAUUUUUCUAGGAGCAGCAGGAGAAGAUGAACCUGCGAAUCAGGAGCCUAAGCUACCAGAAUUCUCUUUCCAUCCCUCUUCCCCAUUCUCCCCGACCCUGGAGGACAUAGAGGAGUUCUUGAGGGAAAAGAUGGAACUGGUCAAAGAGGGGCUAAUGGACCCAAAAGAGGAGGCCUCCCCUCUCCCAUGCAGCUCCAGUGACUCUCCAUCCUCCACUCUGGCCCCAGCCUCCUCUUUAGAAACUUGCAGUGACCCAGGGACUAGUUCCUCCCAUUGCACUUCCAGCCCGAACACCCCUAAGAAUGAGCAAAACAGCCCCAGCCCACCUAACCCUUCCCCUUCUGCCCAAGUAACCCCCUCAUCCUCCACCUUAACCCCCCCAAUGCUCGUGGGUACUCCGCUGGUUCUUCAGCUCCAGCCCCUACCUCUGGCUCCGCCUCAGACCCCAGCAGGCUCUCCUCCUGGGGCCCAAAAUGGAAUUUGGCUCACUCAUCUCGUCAUGGGGCUCCAGGGUGCUACAGGACAAAAUCUCACCCUACUGUCCCCCCAGGUGCCCUCCACCCCCACCACCUUUUUAUCACUAAACAGUGGAGAUACCAAGUCACCUGACCAGAAGUACGUGAAGAUUGCCCCUCUGCCCAUCACCAUGAGGACUGUCGAGAUAACGGGUGUGACUGGGGUUGGGGCCCAGGGCAACGGUCUGUUGAGGGCCAUGGCCCCCCGGGUGACCAGAGUACCAACGACAGAGAGGGUCCAUAAGUGCUCCCACCCAGGCUGUGGGAAGAUGUACACCAAAAGCAGCCAUCUGAAAGCUCACUUCCGCCGGCAUACAGGAGAAAAGCCCUACACGUGUAGCUGGCCAGAGUGUGGCUGGAGGUUCUCCCGCUCUGACGAACUGUCUCGUCACCGUCGUUCUCACUCUGGCAUCAAGCCAUACGAGUGUUCACUGUGUGAAAAGAAGUUUGCCCGCAGUGACCAUUUAUCCAAACACACGAAAGUCCACCGCAGCUCCAGGCCCAGCAGGAUUAUCAGAGCCACUGUGUGACACCUUCAGCUGGCCUCAACCUUGCCCCACACCCUCCCACCCUGUCUGCCUGGGCUUGCUUUGGCCAGGGUGGGGUCCGGGUCUCCCUCAGGACUUUUGGUGCUUCACGAGCAGAACUUUCAGAACAAUCUUUAGAGCUGGCUACUGUUUCACCCUCAUCAUUUCCUUAUUUUCUUUCCUCCCUGCCAUUAACUUUUCACUGUUACUUCUGAGCAGACCAUCUUAUACUGAGCUAACAGCGACCUCAGGAAAAACUCAGCUGAAAGUGGAUUUCCUGGCCUACAUACACACACACACACAUACAGUCAGACACACACACACACACACACACACACACACACACACACACACACACACACACACACACACACACACACACACACACACAGAGUCAUAAAACAAAGCACAUAACAGGAGACAGUCUUACAGAGAGGCCCCUCUUACAACCACUGCUUGCACUACUGCUCCUGUCUCCAAGCUACCAGGUGCUGUUGAGAGUAUGGUGGUAACAGUAAUGGGAGUAUCUGUAAUUAUAUCAUCUCCUUUCUACUUUUGCAUUCGCCCCUCUUUCUCAAAGCCACACUCAGGGUCCACAUGGAUAAAGCUUCCCAACAUUUUUGUACGUUGUCAAAGUGAAAAUCUACUCCGUAGCAUCACAUUUAUGCCAUGUGCUCUAAUCAUAAGGCUUGCAAUAGACACAAUUCACGUGGCAGAGCAUGAUAGUCAUCUCUGUGGGGUGAAAUUCUGAUUAAAGCAGCAGAGGUCUCCUCUAAGUACUUAGAUUUUCAGAGUUACAGUUCACUCUGAAUGAAUUGUAUGACUGUCGAUAUUAAGAGUAAAUGCUGAGACAUUGAUUCAGUAACACUAAACUUGGGCGUUUGCUCACUAUCCAGCCAAGCUGAGAAUUUCUCCUAAACCUCUGAUGUUUUAUAAAUCCAAACCUAGCCUUUAUUGCAUUCGUCCAACCAUAAUCCUCCCUGUUUUGACCUGUAUGCCUUCUCUCAGUUCCAGUAUACCCUAAUCUCAAUUGAUGCCUUUGUCCAUAUCGCAGAAUCACACUUGAUCCUACUGUUGUACUGUUAUCAUAUGACUGCUCUUAUUUAACUGUGAUCGAAGUGGGGGUUGCCAAACCAGAAAUCCCUGUUCUGACCCUGUGAGAGUAUGAAAAUGACACCCUCUGUGCGUGACAGUUUAUAAGCUGUUUGUUCUCUAAAAUUCUCUUCAAAACCAUUGUGCAGCUGACUCGUGGCCUAGAAAAUUGCUCUGUCUAUAUGUUAUACUUUGGCUCAGUGGUUCAAAAGUGCUGUGAAACUCUGCUCUUUCUUAUUUACAGUUGCAGUUACUGUAAAACUUUUCUGUUGGUGAUAGCAACAAGAAAAGCUAAUAGUUUAAACAGCUGGCAAGGCAGCUAACAUAUAUUCAAUCAUCUGUAUUAUCAUACUCAAUAUAAUGUGUACUGAACAUAAAGGACGAAGAUAAUGUGUACAGCUUGUAGCCUUUGUAUGUAGAUGUUUUUCUAUCGAAGAGGAUUUUCAAUCAGUGCAUUAAGCUAUUCAGUGGUGUUUCUGGAGAGGUUUUUUGGUCUGUUAUGUGAGUUUGAUUGUAGCGUGAUCAAUCUGUGGAAUGUCAGACUGAUUAUGGUAUGGGAUUUGGAGUCCCACUCUACCCAUUCACAAACCAUUAAGCUGAAUCUGCUGGACUCAAGUGCACUUGUGUUAGUGGAAAGUGAAAAACAAUCAUUGUGCUCUUACAGCAGAUCCAUAAAAUGUGUCAGAACAGUAAAAUGCCAAAAAAAAAAAAAAAAAGAGCCUAUUUUCAAGGGAAGG